Molecule: messenger RNA, 402 nt
Organism: Pochonia chlamydosporia 170
Lineage: Eukaryota; Fungi; Ascomycota; Sordariomycetes; Hypocreales; Clavicipitaceae
Exons: 1
Coding region: 1-402 (133 amino acids)
Source: RefSeq, a predicted model, not a curated record
AUGCUUCCCGAGGCAGCGCCAUCUGAGCAUCCAACCGACUGGGGUGGUUCCUCACGCUGUUCCAAUCUGGGACGAUGGCUGGAGCUCAUGCUUCUCAUGCUUGCUGAUGGUGGUUCUUCCGCCCAGUCGAUCCCCACCCAUGCUCGUCAGGCACAAGAACGAAGGCUGGAAGGCCAAGAAGGGUUGUGGUUCGGACAGUCAGGGGCAAGGGCCAGUCAGACUGGGGGAUCCAUGAUGCUUUUGAACCUUCCAACCAUGGGUCAGCCUCGACCGACUCAGAGAAAGCCCGAUGCACCAAACAACCAAUUUGCGUGCCUUCCAGAGAACUGUGCGUGCGGUGUGCCAGAAGUCUCUGUGAUGCGUGUUCGCCGUACCCUGAGCCGACAAGGCAGGCAGACAUAA